Messenger RNA from Drosophila mojavensis, 1584 nucleotides. Its product is annotated as integumentary mucin C.1. The coding region runs from base 16 to 852 and encodes 278 amino acids. The transcript is spliced from 2 exons. The record is from RefSeq and is a predicted model, not a curated record. Lineage: Eukaryota; Metazoa; Arthropoda; Insecta; Diptera; Drosophilidae.
UAAUCGCCAAUCCAAAUGCCCAAGGCAUCAGUUGCAAUGUUGACUAGGAAGUGUGCGAUUCCCUGCAUUCUAUUGGCUUUGCUCGGCUCCAGCUGUGUCCUGGCAUCGGAGUCAUGUUUCUAUUGCCGCGGCAUCAACUGUCAAAGGAGCAGCUAUCAGGCCACAGAGCAGUGUGUCGAUCAGCUCGAUGCAUGUGUCAGUGUAUUUGAGGGGGGCGUGAUUAGGGCGCAGGGCUGUCUGGAACGACUAGACGACAGCUGGCGAAAGCAAUGCGAGACCAAAGCGCACUCCCGAUUGCAGUGCGAGAUUUGUGUGAGCGAAAAGUGCAACAAUAUUAGCCCCCCUCAGCUGUCCUGUGUGCAGUGUAAGGAUACGCAGGAUGAACAAUGUCGAACUGCUCCAGAGCAGCUGGCGGCACAAACCUGUGGCAUAGCUCGCAGCGGACGCAACCUGUGCUAUGCGAGCAUCAGGAACCAACAGGUCGAGAGAGGUUGCUCACUAACAUUAGCUGAUCAGCGCACUUGCCUGGCCGAUAUCAAUUGCCAGCUCUGCGACCCAUCGGAAAUAGAACAUUGUAAUGCUCAGCCUAUCGAGGAAAUAGAAGAGACGACCUCCACGAGCACAACUGAAUCGAGCUCAACUGCAUCGAGUUCCAGUUCUAGUUCCAGUUCAAGUUCCAGUUCCACGUCAACUAGUACCACUACAGCUACUACCACUGCUAGCCCAACAACUACUACCACGCCAACCACAACGCCUCAGCCCGGCAGUGCUCAAAGCUUGUGUACGAAAAAUAUUCCCAUUUUGCUAUUGGCUUUGCAGCUGGCUAUGUAUUUUUAUGCCUCCAAUAAAUAAUUUGGGCGAAAAAAAAUAUCGUUGGAUUUUGGGUUCCCACGACCUUCUCUCAGUCAUAAAACCAACUAAUAAUCAUUAAGCGACUGUUAAUGUUCAUAAAUAACGAUUAAGUACUUAAUAAGACCUAUAAAUAUAUAAAUAUACAAUUAUAUUUAUAUAUUAUAUAGGGCUUACAAUGCUCAGCAUAUAGAGAUAACUAAAAUUCAAAUUAAGUUUAAUCCUCAAAUACUUUCCUUCUUUUCUUCCAUAACAAACAACACUUGUAUAGUUAGUCUUAAUAAAAAUUCAGCUUAUCUAGGGAAUUCAAACGAAUUAUGCAAUUGGAGCCCAACAUCUAAGACGUUCAAACACUUUCGGUACAAAUAAACCCCAAUAUAAAAAUUAAUCUAAACUUGAUUAGAAGAGAUUAAAGAGCAUCGUAAAAUAAUAGAGGAAAAACCGAGAGGGAUAUGAAACGCAUGGUAACAACAUAAGGAAUGAUACGGAAAUUCCACGAAAAAUUUGACCAAGAUGAUAAGAGGUCAACGAUUAGAACACCCCAAAGGCAAAGAACUUCCUGAAACCCUACAAGCGAUCAAAGGCACAUAGCAAGUUUAUCAAUUGAUAAGAUUUGAGUGCAGCGAUACUGGAAAUUGUUAUUAUUGCGCCUCCAAAUGCGCUUCCCAACUGUGUAACUGUGAAUCAGUAGACAAUAAAUGUCUACAUAAUACCAAUAAAAUCAAUAUAAAUACA